CACCGCUCCGCGCCUUGCGUUUGCGCCCCUUGAAACGCGGAGUCUGAAACGCGAGUUUUAGCGGAGCUGGCAGCUGUCCUAAUUGCCUUGCCUGCAGCAGUUCACCUGGCUCUUGGCGGCAAGACGUCUGAUAUUGCACCAGCGAAAUACUCCGUCCUGCAACAAUACCUAGAUAAAAGCUUGGCUCUAAGAAAUUAAGCUUUAAAAAAAACUGUUAUUCUUGAAAAUGGAUUUUCGAUUUGAUUUUGCUGUUGAUGAAAAUGAGAACAGUGAGGCAGAUGCUCAUUUCUUACUGCUGUGCUCUCCAGAACACAAGCAGGAAUCCAGGGAAAAAAGCAGGGAAACUGCUGAUCUUGCACCAAAGUCCAGCCUGAAGUUGGAUGCUGCUAAGCACCAGGAUGAGGCAGCUUUGAAGAAAAACCUCUGUGUGAAAGCUGCCAAGGAGCACAGCAUUCCCCAAGAUCUCAACAAAGUAUUGGAAAAUAAAGUCAUGGAAACAGUAUUGGGCCUGUCUCAUGUAAAGCUGUCUGUAGUGGAAAGGACAUGUUCAGGUGAUGCUGACAGUGAAGGCAUUGUGUCCAAAAGUGUUUCUUCUCACUCUGAUCUCAUCCCAGGAGUCUAUGAAGGAGGGCUGAAAAUCUGGGAAUGCACCUUUGAUCUCAUGGACUACUUGUCUGAGGCUGAGAUAGAAUUUACCAACAAGACUGUACUGGAUCUUGGCUGUGGGGCCGGAUUGUUGGGAAUUGUUGCUUUACAGGGUGAAGCUGCCAGAGUCCAUUUUCAGGACUACAACAGCACAGUGAUUGAUGAAAUAACCUUGCCUAACGUGGUGGCCAACUGUAGCAGUGAGGGCAGGAGGAUGGGCAGGGGGAAGGACAGAAAAGCCAGCAAGCCUCCUUCCAAGAGGCCCAGGAAAGCAGAGGGCUCAGCUGAUGUGCUCAGCAGAUGCAGAUUUUUUUCUGGGGACUGGUCUCAAGUCAGCCAGCUCCUGUCAAACAGCAACAAACCCUGCCUGAAGUAUGAUAUAAUUCUCACCUCUGAGACCAUCUAUAACCCUGACUACUACAGUGCUUUGCAUGAUACACUGGCUCAGCUCCUGGAUAGAAAUGGCCACGUGUAUUUGGCAAGCAAAGUGCAUUAUUUUGGAGUUGGUGGUGGUGUCUAUCUCUUUGAGAAAUUCAUUGAAGAUAAAAACGUGUUUAAAACCAGUUUGGUUAAAACAAUUGAUCAGGGUCUGCAGAGAUGCAUUAUGGAAAUUGCCUUUAAAAAUUCCUGUUAAAAUUAAACUAAUUAUCUUCCAAAACAUAA
Messenger RNA from Agelaius phoeniceus (red-winged blackbird), 1308 nucleotides. RefSeq names its product methyltransferase 18, RPL3 N3(tau)-histidine (gene METTL18). Gene Ontology annotation, molecular function: protein-L-histidine N-tele-methyltransferase activity. Gene Ontology annotation, cellular component: nucleus. The record is from RefSeq and is a predicted model, not a curated record. Gene Ontology annotation, biological process: peptidyl-histidine methylation, to form tele-methylhistidine. Lineage: Eukaryota; Metazoa; Chordata; Aves; Passeriformes; Icteridae.